Messenger RNA from Pelagomonas calceolata, 2557 nucleotides. The record is from the annotation of a GenBank genome assembly. NCBI's taxonomy places the organism in Eukaryota, Pelagophyceae, Pelagomonadales, Pelagomonadaceae.
AUUGUGUAGCGUGGCGUGUGUCGCUUGUCAAAUUACGUGGGGUUUGCAAGUUGGGCAAAAUUGUGCUAGUGUCUUUAUGAGCGCUAGCUCCUCAGCAGGUUGCAGCGGCGAACGGCUAGUUACGAGCUUGUAGCGCACUACAGAAGUGUCUGAGGGCUGCGGCAGACAGCAUCCGUCGAUAGCACCAGCCGUGGGACAAAUUCGGGCGACUCGCUUCCAUCUGAGUUAGACAGCUGCAGUUGCAGGCAACCGAGCGAAAUUGCCUCCUGCUCACCUAGCGACGUAUACAAGCUGUUCGGGAACCUCAUUCAUCAUAAAAACAAGCGCUGGGAGCAAAGACGGCACCAUGCACGCCGCCGAGGCGGCCAACUACGCGCUGAUAGCAACCAUAGUGCUCCUAGCAGCCCACGUCGUCCAGCUCCUCAUACAAAAAAGGAGAAAACGCGCACCGAAAGUAGCCAAACCAACAAGCCAGUUCCUGCAGGACGCCGCGCCGGUUCUCAUCGUCUUCGCGUCCGUGACGGGUACGUCGCGCAAGCUCGCAGGACGCUUGAGAGAAGCCCUCGCCAAGGCCGGAAGAGCAUCGAUCGUCGUCGACGCCGCGAAGCCCCAGCUCGAUCCCUGGGACGAGCUCUUGAACGGCGACAGCCGGGACUGCGCCGUGUUAGUUUCUACAGUCCACGGCGGCCUCGCGCCGGAGCCCUCUCGUCGGUUGUUGGUGGAAGAAUUAGAUGAUAUUGCGGCGGAUCAUCGGGUGGGCCAAGGAGCUUUGCGAGGCCGACGUUUUGCGGUACUAGGUUGUGGCUCGACGGCCUACGACCCGGCUAGAUUUUGUACCGCGGCUCGUGUCACGGAGAAGACUCUACGUAAAUUAGGAGCGGCGCGCGUCGCUUCCCAACGCCUAGAUGAUACGGAGGAGACCGAGGAGACCUACGCGUUAUGGGAGAAUAGAGUAGUGGCCGCGUUCUCGCGGCCCCAGGUGCGGGGCGAGCAGAAGCCGCGCAAGGUCAAACUCGAGAAGACUCAUAGAGUGUCUGAUAGUAGUGAUGAGGAAGCUCCUCAGAAAAAGAAGUCUGUGACAGAUGUGGAAGACAUGGGCGCUGCGUUAGGCGAGAAGGAGGAAGAAAAAAAGGCCAAGGGCCCGAAGGACAUGGUCACGCAGUCCCAGGCCAAAGCUCUCAAGAAAGAAGGAUAUAAGUUAAUAGGGGGGCAUUCGGCCGUGAAAUUGUGUCGCUGGACGAAGCAUCAAUUAAGGGGAAGAGGCGGCUGCUACAAACAUACCUUCUACGGGAUUACCUCGUAUCAAUGCAUGGAGGCCACACCGUCCUUAGCCUGCGCGAACAAGUGCGUUUUUUGUUGGCGGCACCACAAGAAUCCCGUCGCGACGGAGUGGAAGUGGAAGAGUGCGUGACUCGGUGUUUUCAGUGAACUUGAACGUGACGUGGUCGCGGCGAUGGCGUCUUCAUGAGACCGCAUCGCCUCGACGCCGUCGACGUGGCGUGUAGCGACGGUGUCGUGCCACACAGGUGAUGACCCGGCGAUGAUCGUCGCCGAGGCCGUGCGCUUGCACGUCGCGAUGAUCAACGAGUGCAGGGGCGUGCCCGGCGUGCUAGAAGAAAGAUGGCGCGAGGCCCACACGGUGCGGCAUUGUGCGUUGUCGCUCGUCGGCGAGCCGAUCAUGUACCCUCGCAUCAACGAGCUCAUCGGCGAGCUCCACGCGCGGAAGAUUUCGAGUUUUCUGGUCACGAACGCCCAAUUUCCUGAGGCCAUUCGAACACUACGACCGGUGACGCAGCUGUAUGUGAGUGUCGAUGCGCCCAAUAAAGAUGAUCUGGAGGAGGUCGAUCGACCGCUGUUCCGGGACGCCUGGGAAAGAUUAAGGGAGUCCUUGGUGAUACUCAGGGAGAAGAAGCAGCGGACGGUAGCUCGCUUAACAUUGGUGAAGGGCCACAACGAGGGCGACAUUGCGGGCUACGCUGAAUUGAUCGCGUUGGGCGAACCGACACUGGUAGAGGUGAAGGGCGUCACGUUCUGCGGGAAAUCUGACGCCUCCGACCUCACGAUGGCGAACUGCCCGUGGCACCACGAGGUCGAGGCCCGUGUGGAAAUCAAAUUUCGGGCGCCCACGCUCCUUGUGACUGCGCCUGCUCGAUGGCGCGGCGAUUCCACGCCAUCGACGCGAUAACCUAACUCACUGGUUGAUUUCCACACAGGUCGAGGCGUUCUGUAAGGAACUGGCCGCUCGCAUCGCGAAGGAUCACCCCUCAUGUCCGACGUAUGAGGUCGCCUGCGCGCACAAACAUUCUGUGAGUGUGCUCCUCGCGCGCUGCGACCAGCUCAAGGCUCCCGACGGGACAUGGGACACGUGGAUCGACUACGACCGCUUCCACGCGCUCGCGGCGUCCGGCGAGCCGUUCACGGUGGAGGACUACAAGGCGCCCUGCCCGCCCUGGGCGCUGCUCGGCGCGGCGGAAGACGGCUUCGACCCGUCGGACACGCGGAUGUACAAGAAGAAGGCGAACGGGAAGAGUCGAUGAUGCGUAAGCUUUUUUAUGGA